This is a messenger RNA of Mangifera indica (mango), 2332 nucleotides long. RefSeq names its product ethylene-responsive transcription factor ERF054-like. The coding region runs from base 403 to 1749 and encodes 448 amino acids. Lineage: Eukaryota; Viridiplantae; Streptophyta; Magnoliopsida; Sapindales; Anacardiaceae. The record is from RefSeq and is a predicted model, not a curated record. Gene Ontology annotation, molecular function: DNA binding; DNA-binding transcription factor activity. The transcript has a single exon. Gene Ontology annotation, biological process: regulation of DNA-templated transcription.
UCAACCCACGAGAUUUUUACAAGAUCUUUUUCUCUUCUCUUAUAAACCCCCCUUCACUCCUCUGCUUUAACUACAAAAACACACCAUCUUCUUCCCCUGCCUGCCUUCUAAAUCUCUCCAUUUUCCUCUCAAAUUUCGCCCUCCAUUUGGAUUCAGUUCAACAAUCUUGACCGCUUGCUCUCUCCUCCUUCCAUGUCAGUCAAGGAUUUUAGUGUUUUAGUAUCUGAUUCUUGGUCGGAUUACAUUCUGUAAUCACACUUCAGAUUCUGUAAUUCGGUCUUGUUUCUUCUAUUGAAAAACUUUUUUUCACCGUUUUAUCGGUUGAUUUUUGGCUAUUUGGGUUGCUAAGUGUGUUAAGAGAGCGAGCGGGUAGUCAAGAUUUGAUUAGUAUUAAUCUGUCCAAUGGCUGCAUCAAAGAACAGCGGUAAAUCCGAAAAGGGUGUUAAUGAAAUUAUUGAGAGGAUGACAACGAGCCAAGAUGGGGAUGUCGUUAAAGGAAAGGAUGUUGCUUUUAGUAGUGGUCUCGAGAGGCGUCAGCAAUGGAGGCCCGUUUUAGAAGAAGCUUCCAUCUCACAAAGACCUCUCAAGAAGAUCCGUAGCCCUGAACGUUUUCAAUCUUCAUCUUCUUUUACCAAUCGAUCACAGUCACCUUCUUUUUACGUUUCUCCAAGUUCAGCUUCUUCAGCGUCUUCUUUGUCUUCGCCAUCUUCAAGAGUUUUACCGUUUGCUUUUGAUUCAUCUCAACAGUUCAGAACAGCACCAGCUCCUCUGUCUCUUUUUCGGCCUCAGAUACAGCCAGCGCAAAACCAGCAACAAAUUAUCUCUUUUAGUCCAAAUCAACCACAGCACGGCUUUAAUUAUCCUCAGUUUAUCACUGGAGAAUCGGCGCUGGCUUAUCAACAACAGCAGCAACAGCUUCUUCAGUAUUGCGAAGCAUUGAAUUUAAGUCCGAGGGGAAGAAUGAUGAUGGUGAAUAGGUUAGGACCAGAUGGGAGGCCAUUGUUUAGGCCUCAAGUUCAGCCUUUAAAUGCAACAAAGCUUUAUAGAGGAGUGAGACAGAGACAUUGGGGUAAAUGGGUAGCCGAGAUUCGUCUACCUCAAAGUAGGACUCGCCUUUGGCUUGGAACAUUUGACACGGCUGAGGAAGCCGCCUUAGCCUAUGAUCGUGAGGCCUAUAAAUUGAGAGGCCAGAAUGCCAGGCUUAAUUUCCCUGAAUUGUUUCUGAAUAAGGACAAAGCAACUACUCAUGAAAGUUCAAGCUCAACUUCAAUGCCAAGUCGAUUCCAAAACAAGCCUCAACAUGCUCAAGAAGGCCUAAAUUCUCAGGUCAUGAGUAGAGAACCGAUGCCGCCACCGCCACUGCAACGGCAACCUCAGGGAGAAAAUCCUGACAGUGAUUCAGGAAUAGGGUCAAGCGAUGCUACUGCGAGUGAUGAGGUGCAGGCGGUUUCUGAGGGUUCUGGCUCUGGAGAAGGCGUCUCCAGCUCACAAGAAUUAGUAUGGGGAGAAAUGGCAGAGGCUUGGCUCAAUGCAAUUCCAGCUGGUUGGGGUCCAGGUAGUCCUGUUUGGGAUCAUUUAGACGCCAGUAACAAUCUUCUAAUGCCUUCAAACCUUCCUUUUGCCAAUCAAAAUCAACAUGAAUUUAAUGAAACUGAUCGUCAGAAGCAACAGGACAAUUUGGGUUCUUCUUCUUCUUGUUCUUCAUCUUCUUGUCCCAUGAAGCGCUUCUUCCGGAAUGAUCAAGACUGAUAGGUCGCCCACAAGAAUUAUCCUUGCAACUGAUUUAAAAAAGCAGUUUCUCUCUUAUCUCUUUCUCUCUGUUUUUAUCAGGUUUUUGAAGCACUCCUUGAUUUUUCUCACUGGCUGCAUAUUUUUCGGCAAACCAUCCUGUGACUUUCAAUCUCAUCUCCACAUUUCCCCUUUCUAAAUCUAUGCUUAGAUUUUAAUCCUCAAGCCACCCCUCAUCUUCCACUGGUUGCUAAUUUUUCACAAAACAACCUGUUAUUUCCAUUUUUCUUAUUCACUCAUUUUGCUUUCAAAUGCUGCAAAAAGACUUCAUAUUUUCAGGCCUUUAGUAGUCGUGGUCAUGUUUUUAGUUUUGUCUCUGUUGGGAGUGGACUUGCAGUGCAGGACCAGCAUUGAAGGAGACAGUUUUGUGAUCUCCUCUUUGCCCCAUCCACCGCGAGCUCUCUAUUUUUCUGCUCGGUGGAUCAAAUCAAUAUAUGUAAUGUCAUACAUUGUGCACUUUACUACAUGCUUACAGCAUUUCAAUUCAAUGUUGGUAGUCGUAUUGUAAUCCAUAAUUUUCCGCCAUUAUUUGGGUUUUCUUCAA